AGUCAGAUUGAGGAUUGUAACAUGCCGACAAAAUGGGUUUAGUGGAAAUAAAAGAGACAUACAAAAGUCCUAUAUAAAUUUAUUAUAAAUGACCAAUUUAGAAAGUAAACUACAUUUCAUCUGACAGACUUCCCCAGAGUCAAACUAAACAACUAUAUUUUUUAAUUUGUGAAAGAGAAGAGCAAUGUCACUUAAUUUUUUGGUGACUAAACCAGAGGUGAAUAAGUCAUGGCUAGCACUGCCCUCUUCUAUGUGACCUACGUGUUCUGCCUGGCCCUGGGCCUGCUGUGUGUGGUUUGUGCUGCCUACUGGAGUUCCCGCUGGCGUGGUGGCUUUGCAUGGGACGCCUCGGCGCUGCAGUUUAACUGGCACCCUGUUCUCAUGGUAACUGGCCUUCUGGUACUCUGUGGAUACGCGGCGAUUAUGUACCGUGUGCCGUUCACAUGGCAACACAAGAAGCAGAUCUGGAAGCUGGUGCACUCUGGUCUGCUGUUGUCUUCCCUGCUGCUGUCCACCCUGGGCCUGUGUGCUGUGUUUGACUUCCAUUCUGGCUACCACAUCCCUGACCUGUACUUCCCCCACAGCUGGGUGGGCAUCUCCACCACCUUCAGCGUUUAUUCCAGGGCAACACUGGGUCUGGGAGUCUUUAUGAUGCCAUGCUCCCCCUUGGGGUUGCGUAAACUCCUGAAGCCGGUCCACGCAUGGAUGGGAGGAGCCAUCUUCAUCCUCAGUGUGCUCUCCUGCCUCUCUGGCAUCAAUGAGAAGCUGCUCCUUACUCUUAACGGAAGCACUGCCGAGGCUUACUCAACUCUGCCUCCCGAGGCUGUUUUUGCUAAUUUCCUCGGGAUACUGAUAGUGGCUUUUGGGUAUCUCAAGUGA
Molecule: messenger RNA, 879 nt
Organism: Osmerus eperlanus (European smelt)
Lineage: Eukaryota; Metazoa; Chordata; Actinopteri; Osmeriformes; Osmeridae
Product: lysosomal membrane ascorbate-dependent ferrireductase CYB561A3-like
Exons: 5
Coding region: 229-879 (216 amino acids)
Molecular function (GO): oxidoreductase activity
Source: RefSeq, a predicted model, not a curated record